AUACAAAGAUUAUAAAUGAAUAUAUUUUUUAGUAUGAGCAACCCUGACCAAUAACCUAAAACUCAAUAUCGUAGUUAAUGUUUUCGAAGAAUUAUCUCUGAUAGUAACGAACUGUAGGAAUAGAAAAGGAAAAGAAAAAGAGAAAAUCAGAGAUUAGGAAUUACCUUGCAAGUCGUAUGCAGGUAAAUUGAAUUUAUAGCAACGCGUGAGAUGAGCUGCUUUCGAGUAUUGUGGAUAUUCUUAUAAGAGGUUCAAUAAUUAUAAACAACUAGUCUUUAGGAUGACUAACGAUAGUGACGAUCAGUCACAAAACAAGAAAUUUAUAUUUUCUAAAGAUGAUGACGACGAUCAAAGUCUUCUGGAUAGUUAUGGUGGCGAAUGUCAUAGGCUGUGUUCCGGCACGGACAGCUUUCCUAACAUCAAUGAAAGGCCUGUCGAAGAUAUUUCCAUUGAAUUUUUUUACAAGCCUCAUACCAUUACACUUUUACUGAUCUCUAUUUGUGCAGUCAUCUACUUUGCAUUUGUUAGAGAUUGUUCAAAUGUGGAAGAUAACUUAAGGGCUGGACUACUAUGCAUUGUUUUCUUCUUUCUCAUAAUUUCAAUUUUAACCUUUCCCAAUGGACCAUUUACACGACCUCAUCCAGUGGUAUGGAGGAUAGUGUUUGGUUGCAGUGUGUUGUAUGAGAUAUUUUUGCUCUUCAUGCUAUUUCAGAACUACGAAACAGUACGUAAAAUAUUUGUAUGGAUAGAUCCAAGUUUGGCUUCUUUUCAUAUUGACAUGGAUAAGGAAUAUGGUGUAAAUUGCUCAGAUAUAAAUGUAGAAAAAAUCUGGAACCAUUUAGAUGUAUUUGCUGUGGCUCACUUUCUUGGCUGGGCUUUUAAGGCUAUUUUGAUACGUCACUUGGGCAUCUUAUGGGCCAUAAGCGUUAUGUGGGAGGUAACAGAGAUAGCCUUCGCUCAUUUGCUACCCAAUUUUGUGGAAUGCUGGUGGGAUGCCAUGAUUCUUGAUGUAUUAGUAUGUAAUGGCUUGGGUAUUUGGGUUGGACUGAAAAUAUGUUCAAUACUUGAAAUGAGGGAGUACAAGUGGGUUAGCAUUAGAGACAUAGAGAGUACCACUGGAAAGCUGAAGAGGGCAAUGUUACAGUUUACACCAGGUAGUUGGACAUCGGUUAGAUGGCUUGAUCCUACCUGCACACAUAUGAGAUUUGUAGCACUAUGUCAGUUAGUGAUAUUUUGGCAGGUUUCAGAAUUAAACACAUUCUUUUUAAAGCAUGUCUAUGAAUUUCCACCUUCGCAUCCCUUUGUUGUGUCGAGGUUGGUAAUGAUUGGAGUAAUAGUAGCUCCAUCUGUUAGGCAGUAUUAUAUGUACGUGACAGACCUUUCAUGUAGUCGAGUAGGCACUCAGUGCUGGGUAUACGCUGCUAUAAUGAUGACUGAGGCUCUACUCUGUAUAAGGCAUGGAGCUGAACUAUUUGAGAGGACUCAAGCCCUCAAUAUUCUUCUUUGGCUAUUGUGCCAAUCUCUAGUCUCUGUGCUGUGCGUCUAUGGCUGUGUUUUGUGGCAUCAAUACUUUGCGACGAAUAAGAAAAAUUCAUCUGCCCAACAGAAAAAGAGUCGCAUGGAAGCUACUUCUAUGGGUGGAGCCUUGGUUUACGAUGCUGACAUCACGGAGCCUGAGGACAAAAAAGACUUGUAAAGAUCAUACUACCACUACUACCAGCGGCUGAGGCCAAAAUUUCUAGUCAAGCUAGCAAACAAAAUGGACAUAUCCAACGCUAUAUGUUUUAUUUUAAAAAAUUCUUACGAGCCAAAUUAGAGAA
Ceratosolen solmsi marchali is the source of this 1820-nucleotide messenger RNA. It is a transcript of the gene l(3)77CDf, whose product is annotated as phosphatidylserine synthase 1 homolog l(3)77CDf. The record is from RefSeq and is a predicted model, not a curated record. Gene Ontology annotation, molecular function: L-serine-phosphatidylethanolamine phosphatidyltransferase activity. The coding region runs from base 281 to 1696 and encodes 471 amino acids. The transcript is spliced from 6 exons. Gene Ontology annotation, biological process: phosphatidylserine biosynthetic process. NCBI's taxonomy places the organism in Eukaryota, Metazoa, Arthropoda, Insecta, Hymenoptera, Agaonidae.